This is a messenger RNA of Strigops habroptila (Kakapo), 4676 nucleotides long. RefSeq names its product protein tyrosine phosphatase non-receptor type 2 (gene PTPN2). Bases 197 to 1372 code for a protein of 391 amino acids. Gene Ontology annotation, biological process: protein dephosphorylation. NCBI's taxonomy places the organism in Eukaryota, Metazoa, Chordata, Aves, Psittaciformes, Psittacidae. The record is from RefSeq and is a predicted model, not a curated record. The transcript is spliced from 10 exons. Gene Ontology annotation, molecular function: protein tyrosine phosphatase activity.
GCCCCGCCUCCUGCCUGUGGGCGCGGACUAGGCAGCCCUGGCCGGGCGGAGGCGGGGCUGCGCAUGCGCCUGCCACCGGCGGCGGCGGGGCUCGUGGAGAGCGUAUGUGUGCGCUCGCCGCUCGCGUGUGGCGGGCAGCGCGCGAGGGGUCGGGAGCGUGCCGGCCUCCGGACGGGCUCGCGCGCUGGCCGCCGCCAUGUCCGCCAUCAUCGAGCGGGAGUUCCAGGAGAUCGACGCCACUAACGACUGGCAGGCGCGUUAUCUGGAAAUUCGACAUAAAUCCAGUGACUACCCUCACAGAGUUGCAAAAUAUCCAGAAAACAGAAAUCGAAACAGAUACAGAGAUGUUAGUCCAUAUGAUCAUAGUCGUGUAAAACUGCAGAAUGCUGAGAAUGACUAUAUCAAUGCCAGCCUAGUGGUCAUAGAAGAAGCUCAGAGAUACUAUAUUUUAACACAGGGUCCACUACCUAAUACAUGUUGUCAUUUUUGGUUAAUGAUAUGGCAACAACAAACCAAAGCAGUUGUUAUGCUGAACAGAAUUGUUGAAAAAGAAUCGGUGAAGUGUGAACAAUACUGGCCAACAAAAGAAGAAGAAGUUAUGACAUUCAGUGAAACAGGUUUCCGUGUGAGGCUAGUAUCUGAAGACGUCAAAUCCUAUUACACAGUACAUCUACUGCAAUUAGAAAACAUCAACAGUGGUGAGUCCAGGAUGAUCUUUCAUUUUCAUUAUACUACAUGGCCAGACUUUGGAGUUCCUGAAUCCCCAGCUUCAUUCCUGAACUUCCUGUUUAAAGUCAGAGAGUCUGGCUCACUAAGUCCUGAGCAUGGACCUGCAGUAAUUCACUGCAGUGCGGGGAUAGGACGUUCAGGCACGUUUUCAUUAGUAGACACUUGUCUUGUUCUGAUGGAAAAAAAAGACCCAUGUUCUGUAGAUAUUAAGAAGGUAUUACUGGAUAUGAGGAAAUAUCGAAUGGGACUUAUUCAGACUCCUGAUCAACUAAGAUUUUCAUAUAUGGCUGUAAUAGAAGGAGCAAAAUUUAUAAUGGGGGAUUCAACUAUACAGAAACGGUGGAAGGAGCUCUCUAAGGAGGACCAAGCACCAAGUUCUGAGCAGUCUCCUCCACAUGCAACCAAAAUAACCACAGAGAAGUACAAUGGGAACAGCAUAGGCCUGGAGAACAAAAAUCAAAUGGAGAAAACAAAUACUGACCUGUCCAAUAAAGUUCAAGAUAUCACAGAUGGAAACACUGAAAGUACUGUCCGAAAACGACUGCGGGAGGAUAGAAAAGCUAACACAGCACAGAAGCUGCAGCAGAUGAAGCAGAAGCUAAAUGAGACUGAAAGAAAAAGAAAAAGGUUUUUGAGAACUUAGCCCCACCUGAAGAGCAUACUGUUAAGUUGAUUAAUGUAUUCAGACUUCAACUACUGUUUCAAGGCCAACGUUGUUAAAAGUUCUGACAUUCCAUUAAAUGUGAAACGUAAUGUUUUGUGUGUCUAUAGAUUUUAAUUGCUAGAAAGACUAAAAUGCAUUUAUCAGUAUUAAGUGUAGAAAGCACACCAGAGGAAACUGUAGUUGGACUUGCAAGGGUGGUUUUCGCAGCAAACCAGUGUUGGUAGUGUUUUCCCAUACGCAGUACAGUGUGUUCAGCUAUACAAGCCACUUCCAUAACUUCACGGAGUCUAGAACUGCUUUUCAGGAUCUCCAGCACUGCAUUAGGGGAAUGAUGUUGAAACACUCAAUGACUAAUGUUUUGGGACAGCUGUGCUCCAGUCCUUUUAAAAUUACUGAGCACUCCCUUUCAGUUAGUUGGUCGAUAACACUUUCUGAAUAGGAAUUCAACACAAAUCACUUUCUGUCUUUUAAAUUCUCUUUGAAUGCAGAGAUGGGAUGUGGCUGUCGUUCAGGCUGUCAUUCAGGUUGCGACUCAGUACUAUUUCUAGUAGUGGACUGCAGUUUGAAACCCGGCUUUUAUGUAUUCAAGCAUUGCCUUGUUGGGUGAUUUCAGAGAAGUUGCAUUUUCUCCUUCCAUUUUCCUUGCUUGGUUGUUUUCUGUUGGGUAUGUGCGCUUGGGAGUUCCCUCCCCAUUUUUUUUUUUUUUAAUUCUUCCUUUUGUAAAGCGCUUCUUGGAUUUACUGGUGAAAAAUACUACAAGAGCUUCCUUUUGCUCCUUAUCCAAAGGAGUUAACUUGAAAGCUUUCCAGUACAUUCAAGCUCAGUAGUAACAUGCCAGGCAUGGGGCCCAAAUAGUCUGACAUUCACUACGCAAAGCUGAGUUUACUCUUUGAAAUUCUCAUUUCACAAUAGCUAAUACUGGUUUUGGACUACACUGUUAUAGUAAACAACUGUUGAAAGGGCCAGAUAAGAAAAACAAGUGCAGUUUCAUAGUUUGGGAAAUUGUGCGUCAGUAGAACAAGGCAGUUUCUCCUGUGGCAUUACCGACUCACUAUGCAGCUCUAAAAGCAAACCAACUUGCUGCCUGCAAAUCUGAAAAUGUGAAAUUUUAAGACACUUCCUGGCUUCUACAACCACAGUAACUCUGUAGCCAGCAAGAGGCUUGGCAAAAGAUUAAUUUUUUAAUUUAUUUAAAUUGAGAAGACAGGCUUUUCAGUAUCAACUGUAACUGACAGCAGGUGUAAAUGUGUGUGCCUUAUAAAAGAUAUUUUGGUUAUGGAAAACCACAUGGAAUGUAAUUAAACGCUUUUAUAACAGAAAUAUUCCAGAUUUUAUUCUAAAAACUUAAAAGCAUCUAAGGAAAAAGCGCAGGCAAAACCUUGACUGAAAUCACACUGCCAUUUAUGGCCUGCCUUUGCAUGAGAAGGAUUUCCUGAGCCACCAGCAUCUUACAGACCCUGAGCUCCAACUGUGGCUGAUUCCAUCUCCUAAAUUCUGGCUUUUUUGUUCUCCCGCUCCUGGGCAGGGGCUCCUCCUUUCUGGGUGGCGCAGGGCAGGAGCGGCCAUCUUGUAUCACCUCACGCUCUCUGACCUUGAUGCAAUACAGCAGGGCUUGCACGUUCAACAGUUACUAAUUUAAGAACUAAUACAAGUCUUGGACAAAACUAUUUUGUACAGUGAAUUGUUCAUGACGGUAUGAGCAUAGGACGUAAUUUAGAUCUCUUAGUGCAUUCCAGGACAUAAUUUGGAUAAUUUUUUUUUUUUCUGGUCUGUCAGUAAUCCUUAAAAAACAGAAUCUGAGAGAGGCUUGUUCUCUUUUCUGCAGACUGACUCCUUGUGCUACUUUGUUAUUCUAUAGAAUUUAGAGUUGUAGCAGUUGUGCAAAACUUGGACAUUAAAUAGGAACCAGUACAGGCCAAAAGGGAGAACCCUGGAUCCCAGUGACUUCUGUUGUAGAACUUGCUCAAAGGAAGAGUAAAAGGACAUGGCUUCUGACCCCUCUCCUGCCUCCCCCCAACCCCUGUUUCUGGCAAGCUGCUGGCUGGUCCUGUGCUACUUCUAAAAAGCUAUUGCACUCCAUUCAGUGUUCUUAUGUCGGGUUUUCCCCUCUGUUCUGGAAAUACAUCAGUCAAAAUACUUGAUGCCUAGUGGGCUGCUCUGAACUUGAUUAAACAAUGUUUGACUCUCAAAGGGACACUUGGGUACAAAUUGUGCAUGUUUUAAUUACAAAAAAAAAAAUUGCUAGCAAACAUUUGGACCUCCAUUGCAAGGGGGUUGCAAGUUUGGAAUGAGUCCUUUAGGUUUUCUGUUUGUUCUUGGUGCAGGGACAGUCCACUUGGAGUGAUGGUACAGCUAUAUUAUUCUUGAAAUGUGUGAAGAAUUGAAUUUGGUGUGAAAUAGAAAUUUGAAAAAAAUACAGAUUUAUUUUACAGAACUAAGAUGUUACAAGCGAAACUUAGCUUAUUCUGUUAAACCUUGAGUGAAAUGGUUUACUGACGCCGGUUUCUAUCCCUCUGAAAAGGGAAAAGGCGUAAAUGCAUGCGUGUGUGUGCGAUUGGAUUCUGCGGGUGCUGAAAAAGCCUGGCUAGCUUGAAGGUUAAUGAAUGUUAACCAAAUUAUUUAGUUUGCUCUUUGGCAUUAUAUUUAAACCUGAGACACUUGAGGACUGUACAAGAAACUAAGUUAACAAUGAGAAAAGAAAAAGUCUUCUGCCUGGCCGAGUGGCUAAAGUCAGAGGAUGGAAUGUGCAAAGUUGACGUAACGCACAGUAGUCUUCCUCAGCUUUUCUGUUUUCCAAAAAAGUUUUAGAUCAGUCUUUCAUUUUUAUGUAUGAAAAAUAAAUGUGUUCAAAAUCACAUCUCUGUCUGAGUCUUUAUUUAAAUUGAAAGGAUAAAUACUUGGAAGAAUUUUUUUAAUGUAUCUGAUCAAGGAGAACUGCUUUAUGAAUCAGUGCAGUGCUUGUAGAACUUAGAAGUGUUUUACUUGUAGCAGCUUGGAUGUCUGGUGCUGUAAGCACCAAGGUCUUUUUCUGUGUUCCUCAGAAUAGAGCCUUACCUUCCCUUAGCACAGACCACCUAGUGUUAGAAUGUCUGCCUCACUGUGCGAACCCUUUGCCUAGAGCACUUGUUUCUGUGCUGCUGUGCCUGGACAGGCCCGCAGAGCCAUGAGAGGCAACAUUGGUGUUGUUGAGGUGCAGCUUCCCUGAUCUCACUAACGGCCCAAGGGGACUGCUGUGGUGCUUGUGGUUGAAUACGAGGAAGGGGUUUGCUGGGCUGAGACCUGU